AUGAAGAGAUUCCAUACACCGGUAUCGAUUUCAGUAGCUCUGAUUUGGUUACUUCUAGCUUUGUGUAGCAGCAAGAAUAAUGUAGAGGGUCGUCAGAUGGCGCUAGCUUCCAUGGAUUUAGCUUCUAGUAAAGCUGUGAGAGAUUUGGAGAUAAACAAGGAGACGAAGGAACGGCCUGUAAGAGGUGAAAAAGAUAGCUUCCGAAGAAUCCCAGGGAGCACCUCCAGCCCUAUACAGAACAGGAAAGGUCCCCUAGCAGAUAUAGGAGGAGGUAAGAAACAGAAGAUCACAGCAACAGAACCAUAG
Messenger RNA from Arabis nemorensis, 306 nucleotides. Lineage: Eukaryota; Viridiplantae; Streptophyta; Magnoliopsida; Brassicales; Brassicaceae. The record is from the annotation of a GenBank genome assembly.